AUGGCGGGCCUGGAGAAAGAUCCAAGGAGGAGGAGUUGCUCCUCCAGGUCCGUGACCGAGCCGGUGACCGGGUCGAGCCGGUUCACCGUAAAGGGUUACUCUCUGUUGAAAGGUAUGGGACGUGACAAGUAUGUGUACAGUGACAUCUUCUCGGCCGGUGGUUAUGAUUGGCAGAUUAAGUUUUGCCCCGAUGAAUACCAUCCCUCCGACGGCGUUCCAUCCGUUCUUGUGGCCAUUGUUUUGGCCAGCUCCGGCGGCAGAGACGUUAGGGCCUUGUUUGAGUUGACUCUGUUGGAUCAGAGUGGGGAAGGGAAGCUUAUGGCGUAUAACCACCUCCGUACGUCGGAGAGCGAGACAAUGAAGUGCAAAGGCUGCUAUUGGCGCAGGGGUUUUUACUCCCGGAAAGCAAGAUUGGAAUCCUCAACUUGUCUAAAGGACGAUUGCCUCAUCAUUCGUGCCAAUGUUGGAGUUGUCACAACUCGGCUCGAAGUUGAAGUCGCCAAGCAGGAUUCCAUCGCGGUACCCAGCUCCAAUCUGGGCCAGGGUCUGAAAGCACUACUGGAAUCUCAGCUCGGUUUCGACUUAGUGUUUCGUGUUGGCCACAAGACGUUCAGAGCUCAUAAGUCGAUCCUCGCUGCACGGUCAUCAUUUUUCAGAGCCCAGUUCUUUGGACCAGUCGGGGAUCCUGACUUGAAUGAAAUUAUAGUGGAUGAUAUCCAUCCCUCCAUCUUCAAGGCGAUGCUCCAAUUCAUAUACACAGACGAACUACCCGAUGUGCAUGAGAUCAUGGGCUCGCCGUCGACGUAUUCAUCCAUGUCGACGGAGGCUACGAACGUGAUGCAGCAUUUGUUAGUUGCCGCCGACUGGUACGACUUAGACCGACUGAAGGCGUUCUGCGAAUCGAAGCUGUGCGAGGAGCUUACGGCCGCAUCAGUGGCCACCACACUGGCAUUGGCUGACCAGCAUCACUGUUCGCAGCUCAAAGCUAUCUGCUUGAGAUUUGCUGCGCAUCCAGCGAACGUGGCGGAGAUGACGCAGUCGGAAGGUUUCAAGCAGCUGAAGGAGAGCUGCUUGCGCCAGCUGAUCAAGACACUUGCAUCUGGUUAUCCGGGGCGAGAAUGA
Linum tenue is the source of this 1122-nucleotide messenger RNA. Lineage: Eukaryota; Viridiplantae; Streptophyta; Magnoliopsida; Malpighiales; Linaceae. The record is from the annotation of a GenBank genome assembly.